This is a messenger RNA of Mauremys reevesii (Reeves's turtle), 2278 nucleotides long. It is a transcript of the gene ATG101, whose product is annotated as autophagy related 101. The transcript is spliced from 3 exons. The record is from RefSeq and is a predicted model, not a curated record. NCBI's taxonomy places the organism in Eukaryota, Metazoa, Chordata, Testudines, Geoemydidae. Gene Ontology annotation, biological process: autophagosome assembly; autophagy. Gene Ontology annotation, cellular component: phagophore assembly site. Bases 195 to 851 code for a protein of 218 amino acids.
CGGACGGGCCCUGUGAGCGGGAUCCCGUGACACAGGAACUUGUCUCCCCAGUUCCCAGGAAUCCCCUCGUGGGGGAAGGCGGGGCCCGGACGCCUGGGUUCGCGGGGAUCCCCCUUCUGAGCAGGAGGCAGGGCCAGGAGAGGACCACUCUGCCGCCCCAGCUGGAAACAUCGGCUUCGUGGGCGCAGACUGCCAUGAACUGCCGCGCCGAGGUGCUGGAGGUCUCGGUGGAGGGCCGCCAGAUCGAGGAGGCCAUGCUUGCCGUGCUCCACACCAUACUCCUCCACCGCAGCACCGGCAAGUUCCACUACAAGAAGGAGGGGACCUACUCCAUCGGGACAGUGGGGACGCAGGACAUCGAUUGCGACUUCAUUGACUUCACCUACGCCAGGGUCUCCUCCGAGGAGCUGGACCGAGCGCUGAGAAAGGCCGUCGGGGAAUUCAAGGACGCCCUCCGAUACUCAGGCAGCGACGGCAUCGGGCAGAUCUCCCUGGAGUUCUACCAGAAGAAGAAGUCGCGCUGGCCCUUCUCGGAUGAGUGCAUCCCCUGGGAGGUGUGGACCAUCAAGGUCAACGUGGUGAACCUGGCCAACGAGCAGGAGCGGCAGAUCUGCCGGGAGAAGGUGGGAGAGAAACUGUGCGAGAAGAUUAUCAACAUCGUGGAGGUGAUGAACAGGCACGAGUACCUGCCCAAAAUGCCCACGCAGUCGGAGGUGGACAACGUCUUCGACACGGGCCUGAAGGACGUGCAGCCCUACCUCUACAAGAUCUCCUACCAGAUCACCGACUCCCUCGGCUCCUCCGUCACCACCACCAUGCGGCGGCUCAUCAAAGACACGCUGGCUCUGUAGGGCCAGGCCCCUGGGGCCAGGGGGUUUCCCCUUUCUGCUCCCCAUGACACAGGAUGACCCAGGGUGUCCCGGCAAGUAGAAUCGCCCCCGAGCACGGUCCCAGCGGGUGUUUGCCCGGGCAGGCCUCUCUGCUUAGACCCGCCCUGUUGUCUGUACGUUUCAGAUGGAAGCGUUCUGCAGGCUGCACUUGGGCCGGCCCUUAAUUGUGACUCUCCCUACGUGGGGGUCACGUGGGGCUGCGAUCAGAAAUGUCAGCAAACUGCUCCUAGUGCCACGUGGCCUGUAUUACAGCUGGCCUGUCGGCUCCCCUGCCCCGGUCUCCCUUUCCUCCCUCAGGUCCCUCCUGAAGCCCCGGUUCCCUUACGGAACCUCAUCCCUGCACUGCCUGGCACUGGGGCUGCUGCUGCUGCCUUGUUUCAUCGGAGUGGGAUUGUGAAUUCCCGGACAGGGCCCCUCCUCUUUCUCCCCUUGACUGUUUGGGGAGGGGCUUUGCACAGGCUCUAACAAUACCGUGGUCAGGGAUUGUAUUUCUCUGUCUUUAACACUAUCUUGUUGUAACAGUGGGGAAAGAAUUGUCUGCAACAGAGCAGCUGUGACCCCCCCCCCCCCCAAGCCGCAGUUAGAACAGCAGUCGGGAGUCUCUGUGGGUGCCCAUGAGGCAAGGCCCUUCUCUGCCUCUCUCUCCAUCUGGGAAAGGGGGAGAAUGCUGCGGGUGGUCGAAGAGCACACCAGGGUAAGCAGAGAGUCUUUGCUAAGCUUUAUAAAGCCCCUUCCCGGAAAUACUGGGGCGCAGCUGGGCACCUGCACAGCCACUAAACCCGUAUUCCCUAGUCAGUCACCUUAAACCAAGCCCACGUCUGACGUGCCGCAAAUGUGGCGAGAGUGGCCGCUGUAAGCGGAGCGGGCUGGGCUGGCAGGAGACGUGAGUGCCGCGAAAGAGCGGCGGUUGCUUACGAUUCCUGCAAGCUCCGUCUCAGCACAAUGUGCCGUCAGAGGGGCAGUAACUACGUGUACCUGGGCACACAGGAGCUAUUGCUUGUGUGUGUUGUCCAGUGACUUCACUGCGCUGCCAUCAGCAGUUCUUCCUGACUGCUAAAAGAACGCUAAGCAGCCAGGGGAUCUGUUUAAAGCCGGGGUGAGAUCUCCAGACCCUGUCUCAUCAACACUUACACCCCGUCCCCACUUCCUCCCUAAUGGAGACUGACGCCCAAGUGUUUGUUAGAGACACUGUGUUUAGAAACUGACCUGUCUGUAUUCUGUAGAUCUCAAGCUCUGGGUGUAAUGAAACUGGCCUGGGCCUUCUCUUUACUCGGGGUCUCGGAUUGUCGAGAGUGUCUCCCCCCUGCUCAGGUAGCGCCACCUCCAUCAGAGGUGGAGAUGAGCGUGUGGGUUUCUCUGAGUCUGCUAUAAACUGUUUUCACAUCAGA